UUAUUCUGAACCAGGUACAUGCAAGAAUAAUCCGAAUUAUCCGCAUCCUUAAUCACUCAAUAAAAAAUCCCUCCUUUUCUUUCCAUUUUUCCCACCUUAUCUUCCUUUUUCCUUUCUCACCCUCAUUCAAAGGAAAGCAUUACAGUAGCAAGCUCCAUCAAUGGCGCUCUCAUUCCACCCAAUUCAUUCUCUCUCCUCUCCCUCCACUUCUCUCCACCCAACUUCUCGUCUCUCUGUCCACUUUCUCCCCCCUUUCAUUGCUAAAAUACCCAACAAUUGCUUUCCUUCCACACCCCUCAGAAUUCAGUGCGCCACCAAAAAUACACCAUCAACCUCCACUCCCGCCCCUAAAUCUGGUGUUGCAGUUUACAAGCCCAAAUCAUAUGAAGUCCUCGUUACUGAUGCCACUAAUUCUCUCUCCGUCGCUCUUCAAGAAGGCAAAACUCGCCUCGAAAUCGAUUUCCCGCCUCUACCCAGUGAAAUAUCUUCUUACAAGGGAUCAUCAGAUGACUUCACUGAUGCAAAUAUUCAGCUAGCUUUGACCGUUGUGAGGAAACUUCAAGAGAAAACGCAAUUCAGAUCAUGCAUGGUGUUCCCUGACAAGCCUGAAAAGCGCAGGGCCACUGAGUUUUUCAAGACCGCACUUGAUUCGAUAGAUGGUAUUACUAUAGGCUCCCUGGAUGAUGUGCCUGGCGAUGCUGUUUCUAAUUUCUUCAAUUCUAUAAGAGACACAUUAGAUUUUGAUUUUGAAGACGAGAAUGAAGAUCGUUGGAAAUCUGAUGUUCCACCUUCACUUUACAUAUUUCUUAACUGCAGCACACGAGAUCUCUCUCUGAUAGAGAAGUAUGUGGAGACAUUUGCUUCUUCAACUCCCACUCUCCUAUUUAAUCUCGAGCUUGAGACACUGCGUGCUGACCUGGGUCUUCUAGGCUUCCCACCUAAGGAUAUCCAUUACCGAUUUCUUUCUCAGUUCAUUCCUGUCUUCUAUAUUCGAACAAGAGAUUAUUCCAAGACAGUGCCUGUGGCACCUUUUAUCGUGAAUUAUAGUGGAGCUCUGUUUCGUCAAUAUCCUGGGCCUUGGCAGGUGAUGCUUAGGCAAGCUGAUGGUUCUUAUGCUUGUGUGGCAGAAAGUGCUACCCGUUUCACACUUGGUGAAACAAAGGAAGAACUACUGAGGGUUCUCGGGCUGCAAGAGGAACAAGGCAGCUCCUUGGAAUUUCUCCGUAGAGGAUAUAAGACUUCCACCUGGUGGGAAGCUGACACAGACUUAGAGGCUUCUUCUGACUGGAGAACUUGACAAAUAUCAAUCAACAGUGCUUUUCAUCUGUAAUAUAAUGGAUGACAUGAAAUGAAUGCAUAGGUUUUCCGCGCAUCAUAUUCAUUGUUGAUGAAGAAGUAUCAGUUUUGAUUUGAUUUCCAGUCGCUCAACUGGAUUUCGGAUGGUUAAAAAUGUAGAAAUAAUCUGUUUUCUUCCUUGUAUUUUAUGUCAAGUGUGAGUUCUCUUAUUUUAUGCAUCAGCCUGGAAAGUGUAACAAGAAAUUUGAAAUCGCUUGACAAUGUGAUAUCCUGACUUGUGUACGUUGUAUAGCCUACACAUUACAAAUUUACCUAUAUGUAAUUAUUAAUUUAUGAGCAACCAUGCCAACUUCUUCAA
This is a messenger RNA of Spinacia oleracea (spinach), 1654 nucleotides long. Its product is annotated as protein LPA3. Bases 161 to 1297 code for a protein of 378 amino acids. The record is from RefSeq and is a predicted model, not a curated record. The transcript has 12 exons. NCBI's taxonomy places the organism in Eukaryota, Viridiplantae, Streptophyta, Magnoliopsida, Caryophyllales, Amaranthaceae.